AUGUUAAAAAAUACCCCUAAAAUGAGUGGUAAUAACAAUCAGUAUAACUAUCAAAAUCCAAAUUUAAUUAGACCACCAAACAAUAUUAAUCAAGAUAAUAAAAUACCAUAUAAUCAGUUUCAUAAUAAUAAUCAACUUUGUAAUAAUCAAAUACAACAACCAAAUGGUCAUCUACAACAAUUCCAAGAAAACAGUGAAAAUAUGCAAUUUUCUAAAAACAAUACACUUUCUGAAAAUGAAAAACCAACAACAUCUUUUUGUAGUAUUUGGUUUAGUACAAAAAAAUCAUUGUUUUUACUUUUUAUUUCAAUAAUACUAUUUAUUUAA
Molecule: messenger RNA, 327 nt
Organism: Hepatospora eriocheir
Lineage: Eukaryota; Fungi; Microsporidia; Hepatosporidae
Source: the annotation of a GenBank genome assembly